Messenger RNA from Paramecium pentaurelia, 1606 nucleotides. The record is from the annotation of a GenBank genome assembly. Lineage: Eukaryota; Ciliophora; Oligohymenophorea; Peniculida; Parameciidae.
AUGUUUAAGCCAAAAAUUUAGAAGGAGUAAUAAUAACAACCAUUUUACUUAAGUUGGUUUGCUAAUUAAGGGUAUUUACAUGAGAAGUUAAUUUAGCUUAGAGAGAAUCCAAAAAGAGGUGGGACAGCACCAAAUCAAUCUCGAAAAGAUAAAUUAUCUCUAAAGAGUCCUUAUCAGCAACCAUUGAUCACAGUUUCUCAUUAAGCACCUAAUCCAUAUACGAAAACAAUGUGAGUAACAUUCUUCUUAAAGUAGAUAGCCUCCUAAAAGUUACUAAAACAACAUUUAAUAGAUCUCAAAAAUCUAUGCUGGUUCAUUUUAAGGUAUGAUGAAGAGAAGGAGUCUUGAAAAAAGGUAUGAUGAUGUACCAAAGAGUGGAAGAACUUCAUUUAAACCAUCUAGAACAUUUACUCAAUAAAACUCCAGAGCAUUUCAUUCUUGUGAAUAGUAGAGCAGACCAUAAACAUAAUAAUUAAAUACUUUCGAACCUAAAAUACAAUGCGACAAUAUUGUUUCAUAUAAUUAUGAAGAUCCAUAACUUACUCCUAGAGACAAUGAUGAUGUCGAAAUCAUGGAAAUUGAUAAUGUCGAUAUUGAUUCAAAUGAAUCUAAUGAAGCAGACAGCGAAGAAGAUCAUAACUUACAAUUACCAACUUAAAAUUAAGAAGAGCCUCACAUCUAAAAGAACAAAUCAUUUGUUCAAAAAUAAAUAGAAGAACCUAUUAUUAGCAUGAGAAAAGCAACUGCUACUCUUAACAGACCUUAAACAUCUGAAGGAGCAAGAAGAAAAAGAUUUGCCAAUUCAACCAAUGAAGUUUAGCAAAAUAUAACAUAAAAAAAAGAUUCUGAAUUUUAGAUCUUUGAAUGUUAAGCUAAUAUUAUUUAAGAAGAUGAUUCUGAAAAUAAUGUAAUUAUUCCAACCAUAACCAACACUCUUAAUUCACCAAAAGUAUUAAUUACUUUUAUCUAGGAUUUACUCUCUAUUCGUUCAGGAUAAAGAAGAAAACCUACUGAUCAGGCAAUCGAUAAUUUACAUAAUAAUGAUCGCCCUCCUUCAAGACAUAAAACACCUCCUAAGGCUACAGGGUUAGAAUUACCUUUUUAGACUGUUAAUUCUUUAGUUAAUCAUGAAAUACCCAUUAAAAAUAUGUAUGCAUAAAUUGAUGACAAAAGUAAACGAAAUUCUAUAUAUAAUCUUAGUAAAUAAUAAUUUUAAUGAUGAUCUUGAUGAAUUUGAUCUUGGCUUUUUUAAAAUGAAUAAUAAAGUCAAUCUGAAUAAGUUUCAAUCCAAAGAUGGAUAUCAUACUGAUGAAGGAAGUAUUUAUACUAUAUUACUUUAGAAAAAACUAACAUCAACUAUAAACAUCCUUAAUCAGCUAAUCUUAAAUUUAACAACAUUGGGUUCUAAAAUUUAUCAUAUUCCCCUCUAAAUAAUUAAAUUACAUCAGCUCAUGGAUUUAGAACCAAUGAACCUUAGAUAGUUAUAAAAUAUAAUAAUAGCUCUUCAAUUAAUAAGAAUUAAGCUAAGCUACCUGUAAAAGUCCCAUUUCAGACAUCAUUAGGCUAAGAUUUCUUAAGCCUAUUUGCUAAUGAUUGUACAGACUGA